This is a messenger RNA of Anopheles cruzii, 2062 nucleotides long. Its product is annotated as beta-1,3-galactosyltransferase 5-like. The transcript is spliced from 3 exons. Bases 423 to 1775 code for a protein of 450 amino acids. Gene Ontology annotation, cellular component: membrane. NCBI's taxonomy places the organism in Eukaryota, Metazoa, Arthropoda, Insecta, Diptera, Culicidae. Gene Ontology annotation, molecular function: hexosyltransferase activity. The record is from RefSeq and is a predicted model, not a curated record.
AGGGAGUUUGUGUUGAUUUCCGUAAAAUCGUGAUUUACGAAGAUUUUCUACACUAAGCGAAGGCCUUACAGUUUUUUUGUAUUUCGUUGAGUCGGUCGUUAAUGUUGGUUUCCAAGAAAGGUUGGACAUUGUGUUACAAAGGACAUUGUGUUAUCACGACAGGUAAAAGCCAUCAUUUCGGAUGAAUAAGAAGUUCGUAGUAACCCGAUCCAUUAGAAACCUGUCUGCAGAUCGUUUUAACUGCUGAAAAUAAUUCAUAAGUGCUGCGACAAUCAGCCAAUCAUUUAUUAUUUUUAAUCUCCGUCCGAAUACAACGCUACGAAAAGAACAGCCGAUCUUAAUGAUUUUUUGGACGAGUUCUGGUCCUCUACAGCAAGUGCCAAAGCAGUUAAGCACAGUGCCGAUCUCGGCAGCAGCAGUAUAUGAUGCCCUGCCCUGGGUUAAAAGUCUCACACGUAGUGUUUGUGAUUGUAAUUUUAAUAACGAUUGUCUUCUAUUCAUCGCUAAAUGGACGGCACUUCAUCCUGGAGCCGAAACGAUACUCAAACCACCGAAAAAACGAUCCGAACCUCAUGAAUCGCACAGUUCCCCGAUCGUCCGAAAAUGCAUUGCUGAUAGAACCGGUCUACGAAAAACAAAAGUGCAACGUAUUUCAGAUAGUUGUACAGGGCUGUGGGCUCAAUAUAUUGAGCAAAACACUGGAACGCGUGCCCCCCUACAGAAACAGGACACAACUUCUUGCCCAGCAGCAGUUAUUAACGGAACAAGAUACGGCAGCCGAAAACACCGAUAACAACAUACAGCGAAUUCCAAACCCGUCGGUGGUUAAGUCGUCCCAAGGGUCGUCUGUGUCGUCAUCAUCUUCAUCAUCAUCACCGCCUGCAUCUCGACCGGCCGCCGCCGCCGCCGCCGUCGCUGUUGCCGUCGAUACUGAUGGCGAUAUGGUCAUCAAAACUCGAGAUAUGUACCGCUCCGGACACCUACCGGAUGUCGCUUGCGUACGAAAUCUGUGUCCAAACAAUGGUACCGAUGUGUCGUUACUAAUUCUUGUUACGUCCGCACCGACCCACCGCGAUCAGCGACUUGCCAUACGGCAGUCCUGGGGUCACUAUGGUAGCCGCCGUGAUAUCUCGAUCGGGUUUAUCGUCGGCCAAACAGACGAUUCGCGAAUGGAGGAUCAGCUAGCGGCCGAGAGCUAUAUGUAUAGUGAUCUGAUUCGCGGCAACUUCAUCGACAGCUAUAAGAAUCUCACGUUAAAAACCAUUUCGCUUCUUGAGUGGACAAAGCUUCACUGCUCUAACGCAUCAUUCCUACUUAAAACGGACGAUGACAUGUUCAUUAACGUACCGAAGCUACUACAAUUCAUGGAAGUGCACAACAAUCAACGGCGAACAAUUUUCGGACGGUUGGCAAAAAAAUGGAAACCGAUCCGAAACAAAAAGUCAAAAUAUUAUGUCAGCCCGGAACAAUACUAUCCACCGGUGUUUCCACCUUUUACAACAGGACCCGCUUAUUUACUCACUGCCGACAUAAUCGGUGAGGUGUUCGAGAAAUCGCUAAGCCAAACAUAUUUGAAGCUAGAGGACGUCUACACGACAGGCAUCGUGGCACAAUUGUUAAAUAUACAUCGGACCAACGUGAAGGAAUUCCUCAAUCGGCGGAUAGCAUUUAAUCAGUGCAACAUCAAAAAAGCUAUCAGCAUUCACAUGGUGAAAAACAGUGAACAGAUAGAUCUGUGGAAGAAACUUAUCGACGUCAGCGUUGCGUGCUCAUAGCCGGUUUAACUGAUAAUAAAUUUGCUUUCGUUACUUUUCGUCUAUUAUUUGUCGUUUAGAAACAGAUUGAUUUUCCAAACACACAGAAAAUAAAGCAUGCCUUUUAAAUGAGAAUUGAGCAUUCCACGGCUUAAUGUGAUGCAAUAUGCAAGCAUAUUACAAAUUGUAAAACUGUAUAGAAUCUAUCUUACGAAUCAAUCAUAAUGUUAGGAGUUUGCGUUAGACGGUUUAUGGUGGUCCUAGGUACGCCUAGAUUUUAAAUUAACGAAAACAAUAUCUAUACAUAU